Messenger RNA from Daucus carota subsp. sativus, 1368 nucleotides. RefSeq names its product acetylajmalan esterase-like. NCBI's taxonomy places the organism in Eukaryota, Viridiplantae, Streptophyta, Magnoliopsida, Apiales, Apiaceae. Gene Ontology annotation, molecular function: hydrolase activity, acting on ester bonds. Bases 117 to 1286 code for a protein of 389 amino acids. The transcript has 5 exons. The record is from RefSeq and is a predicted model, not a curated record.
AAAUUAAAUUUUUAUUUGUGAAUAAUUGUGAUAUAUAAACAGAUCGAUCAUGAGAUACUACCGAGAUACUCAAUUCUGUGUAGGUUGCUUGCAUUAUCAAAUUCAACAGAUCUGAAAUGGUACUUGCUGUAUCUUCUACCAAAGUGGUCCUUCAGCUAUGGAUAAUUAUCUGUCAACUCUGUCUCCAUGCAGCACCUGCAAUGCCUUCCGAUCUGAAGCUACCGGAUAUUCAUAUAUUUAGAAGUUGUAAGAUCGGUAGGAUAUACCAAUUUGGAGCUUCUUUUUCAGACACCGGUAAUGAUGUAGUCCAGGAUCCCAUGCUUGCGUCCUCCAGGCUUCCCUACGGUGAGAGUACUUUUCUUGGACCAACUGGCCGUUAUUCGGAUGGACUACUGGUGAUCGACUACAUUGCAUUAGCAGCUGGCAUACCGUUGCUCAAUCCGUAUUUAAAAAAUGACGCGGACUUUACCCAUGGUGUGAACUUUGCCGUUAGUGGUGCUACAGCAUUGUCGACGGAGACUUUGGCAGAGAAAGGCUUUGGGCGAGAUGGUACGGAUAAUUCCCUUGGCGUUCAAGUUGAGUGGAUGUCCAAUCAUUUUGCUUCACAAUACAACACAAACACAAACUGUAGUCCUGGAAGUCUUCACGAUUCUUUGUUUAUACUCGGCGAAAUUGGAACAAAUGAUUACACUAGCCCACUCCGACAAGGCAAAACAUUCAGCGAUGCACGAAAUAUGGUGCCUGAAGUUACUGAAAUAAUUGAGAAUGCAAUAAGAAGAGUCAUUGGUUUUGGGGCUUCUCAAGUAAUUAUUCCAGGAAUUUUGCCAUUGGGAUGUCUUCCAGCGAUCCUUACCACUUUCAAAAGCAAUGACACAUCAGCCUACGACGAAUACGGAUGUUUAAAAGAGUUCAACGAUGUCAUUACAUUUCACAACGACUAUUUACAGAGGAAAAUUAUCAUGCUGCAACAAGAAAACCCCCAAGCUACAAUUGUGUAUUCGGAUUACUUCAAUGGCUUCAAAUGGCUUCUUUCUAAUGCUCACCAGCUAGGAUUUGAUGCAACAUCUGCAUUAGAAGGCUGUUGCGGCAAUGAUGGCCCUUCUCACAUUGAUUCCUCAACUGACGGCUGUGGAGGCUCAAAUGUUCCAGUAUGUUCAAAUCCAGAUCGAUAUAUCAACUGGGAUGGAGUGCAUUUCACACAAAAAGCUCACAGUGUUCUCGCCUCUUGGGUUGUAGCAGAUUUGAUACCAAAGCUCAAUUGUGUUGCUGAGGUGAAAUAUUAUUAGGGGGAUUGCCUAAAAUUUGAAUCCCUUGAACCAAAUCAAUAAUUGUAAUUUCCACUUUUAUAAAACGGAGAUAUUGAAUUGA